Molecule: messenger RNA, 5382 nt
Organism: Cataglyphis hispanica
Lineage: Eukaryota; Metazoa; Arthropoda; Insecta; Hymenoptera; Formicidae
Gene: E23
Exons: 13
Coding region: 3037-5064 (675 amino acids)
Cellular component (GO): plasma membrane
Molecular function (GO): ATP binding; ATP hydrolysis activity; ABC-type transporter activity
Source: RefSeq, a predicted model, not a curated record
UUGUGUCGCGAGAUCGGAGUCUUGUCGCGGGAUAUUGAAACGAGAACGUAAGAGACGAUCGGGAACGCGACGAUAUACAUGUACGUAACACAAUCAGCCGACGUGAAUCGCGGUCUUAUCUUUAUCAAACGGACAUCUUGCAAGAAUGUGAAAAAUUAGAUUAGAUUAAGGCAAGAAUUGGCGUUUCUCCGUCAGAUUUAAGAGGGUAUAAAAUCGAUGCGAAGACUGAUCUAGCAUGAAAAUCGAGAGCGAACAUAGAGAAUAAUCUUGAGGAGCAGACGCGAUCGAUGAAAAUUUAUAUCGCGAAAAAACAACGCAAAGUGAUCGACGGGAAAGCGAUAUCGAAUGUCGACGAGAAAAAAUAAUUAAAGAGAGUGUACGAAUAAACGGAUAGCGAAGAAUAAACGCGAGGCGCGAAUAUACGCGCGAGUCGAGAUAAAACCUUCGUGCGCCCCAAUUUGAUCGACAGUCCGGCGAAGGAAUCCGAUGACAAGCGGCACACAAUUUUGCCCGCGGGGCUAAUAUGCCAUUAAUUAGCCGGCGGAGCACGGGGAUGAAAGAGCAAGAGAAGGAACGUAGAGUGCAAGAAACUAGUAAUAGACUGAACGUGGACAACUUGCAGCGGCAACUUCACGCUCUUGCGACAGGUGCGAGUUAUUACGGCGCGGCCGCCUCUUCUACCCCGCACGGUGAUAAUAACGUGCACGAUUCUCAUUAUCCCGACCAAGUGCGCCUCGUCGCCCGACGUGUCGUUGUCUAACGUAAGAGAUAUUUACGUGCGUUUACUAUCGAAGUAUACUGCUCGCGAACUCACGAACUCCGAGGCCUGAAAAUAGAAAGACGAAAGAACGAGGUGAAGUACACGCUUUUCUUUUCGUCUCAAUCGACAUUCGAACUAUUAUCUCUCUCCUCAUUUAUUAUUUCGUUUCCUGUUGAUCGAAGAUCCGCCGCGAAACAGACGACGAGAAGUAUCUGGACGGUUAUACGACGAGACGAACAGCGCGGCGACAAGAGAGUCUGCUCUUGUUUCCCCCGACGGGAAAGAUUGUAUCGGAAAAUCGAAUCGGGCGCGUGUGUAUGUGUGUGCAUGGGUGGUGCGUUCGCUCGCGUGCGAGAGAGUUUGUGUCGGUGAGAGCGGGUCAGUGAACGAUUGCGCGCCGCCGCCGUCGCGAGAGCAACGAGAGAAGGAAGGGUAUCUCUCUUUCCUUCUCCCUUUUCCUCUCUCGGCUUCGACGCACGUAUAUGCACGUGCGAAAGCGAGGAGAAACGCGCGCGUGCGCCCCAGCCGGUGUGUACUCGGCGCCCUAACGCGCACACACGCACGUAUACACACCCAUACGCCGGACGUCGCGUAUCGCGCCCGCGCGCAAUAUAUAGAACCUUACAGGUGCGCGAGUAUGCGCGGACACACGCGCGCGCGAUAGAGACGACAGCGCGCAUCCGAAGAGGAGCAGCGGCAUAAGAAGGAGGAACAGGAGGAGGUGGAGGAGGAGUUGGAGAAAAGGAGGAGUAGGAGGUGAAGGCAGAGGUGGAGGUAGAGGAAAAAGAAGAGAAGAAGCCAGUGACACCGGGAGGGUCGGUUGUUCCUGGUGUGUAAAGCGGCCACACCGGGGGAUACACCUAUAUAUAUCUGUGUGUACGUGCGCGCGCGAGGAACCGCGUGUGCGAGGAGAUCCGCGGAUAUAAGCGAAGACGGUGCGCGCGCGAAAUUCUCUCCCUCCCUCUCUCUCUCUUUCUUUCUCUCUCUCUCUCUCUCUCUCUCACUCUCACUCUCUCUCUUUUGCGAACAGGGGAAAGAAAAAAAAAAAAAGGAAAACAAAAGUUCGGGCGAAAAGAAAUGCGGGUUCGUUGACUGCGCGCCGCCGUCGCGCGAUGGCCGCAUGCUCGUGCCCGGUGCUGCUGGUGUAUAGUGUGCGCGUGACAGGAGCGACGACGACGACGACGAUCAGGGCGCGACCGGCGGUGUUGGUGACGACGACGACGACCUCGACGACAGAGGAGAUGCCGGCUGCUGCGCGCUGGUCGCACGACGAUAGUCAAGUCGAGAAGCAGUGAAUCUCUAUCGCAGACUUCACUCCGGGGUAUUCAACGGCUCGCAUCAUCACCGGCAUCGGCGGACGGCAACUGCGGGGAGCAACGGCCGCUGGUAAAUCCGUCGACGAGAUUUACGAGAAAAAAAGCGUGCAUUCAUCAGAUCGCAUGAAACGAAGAGAGAUAGCGAAUUGAAAAAUUUCUUGAUUUGAGUGUAAAACUUUGCGAUCUAUAUCCUUUCGCGUGUAUUCGUUCGAGCAUUCGUUCUUUCAAAAAGUUUGACGUCGAAAAACUGUCACACUGCUCCUUUAAUGCAUCCACGGAAUCCAACACGCAAUGUAACACAUUGUACAACGGGCUUAAAGUUCUGAUGUCCAAAGACCGAUCGGUUCUAUCAGAGAUAUCUCAAGAGCUUUCUCGAUUUUACCGAGAAAAGACUUCUCUCAAGAAGACUAUCACAAUUCAACGAGACGAACGUUUACUGUGUCCAGAAUCCUGCAAUCCACGCUCUACGAUCAAACUCAGUCGUCACGUAUAGAUUGACUGUUGGAAAAAACAUUACGAGGAAUUGCACACCUCAUAGUCGUCCUCGUAGACGUUAAGAUCGAGUUGCGAUAACCAAUACACUCAAGAUUCGAUCACGACCGCUGAAUCAUCCACCUUUAAAGUCUGGAUUCCGUUCGGUAUCUGCAUUCUUUCUCGACAAGAGAGACUUCGCGAUCGUUCACCGUGUGAGACGAAUCGUUAUCGGCACGGGUUUCCGUAAAUCGCUCUGUUAUUAUUAUUAUAUACGCGAUCUACUGUCGAGUGCGCGUUCGUGCCGAGUAGCAGGCUCGUUUUGAUCGUCGAUGAACGUGAUUCGGUGCCGAGAAAGUGAAGCUUUAAUUAACUCGCGUGUGGCGAUCACGUUGUCUACGUGCCACAUUGUCUAGGAGGCGGAUCGCCCAUUUGGAAGACCCAACCGAAGAGGCGGCCAGCUGUUAAUCGGCAGCCACCGCGGUGGACAUGAUUAUUUCAAAGGAUCUCUUCCUCCUUGGCGAUCAGGAUUAUCUGCGCCUUCCCGUUAACGAGAAGCGCCAGCAACGGGCAAUGGGCCGGCCGAUCAUCAAUGCUCCCAGAGUGGAAAGCUCAGCGUUGCAGUUGGUGUGCCCGCUGGAUUCUCGUCCGGUGCAGUUAAUCUUCCGAGGAUUGCAGGUGGUCAAGGAGAAGCGAGUGCUCCUUCGAGAUGUUUCGGGAGUCGUCAAGCCAGGCGAAUUAUUGGCCGUUAUGGGCCCUUCAGGCUGUGGUAAAACAACACUGUUGAACUGUUUGUCCGGCCGUGUUGGCUUGGACGGCGGUGAGAUUUGGCUGAAUCGCGAGAGGCUCACCAAGCGAUGGCGCAGAAGAAUCUGUUACGUACAACAGCAGGAUGUUUUUUUUCCCGAUCUCACCUUACGACAGACACUCGAGUACCAGGCGAGGCUGAGGCUUCCGGACACGCUCUCAUACUCGCAGAAGAUGCAGUGCGUGGACCAUAUCAUCGAGGUCCUCGACCUCGCGGCCUGCCAAGACACCAUUAUUGGAGAUUACACGAAGCGGGGACUUUCUGGUGGUGAAAAGAAGAGGACGAGUAUAGCCUGCGAAUUACUCACAAAUCCCUCAUUAAUGCUACUUGAUGAACCCACGAGCGGACUCGACUCACACUCGGCCCAGGCAUUGAUCUCGCGGUUAAAGAAGUAUGCCGAGCAGGAGGGUAAGAGCAUCGUGGUGACGGUACACCAACCUAGUUCCAGGAUGUUCCACAGUUUCAGUAAGCUUCUUUUACUGAGCCGCGGUCAGGUAGCAUACUACGGUUCGACGGCGAAUAUCGGCAGAUUCUUCUCUACGAUAGGGCUUACGUUGCUGCCGCAUUACAACCCCGCAGACUUUAUUCUGGAACAAAUAAAGGGACCGGAGGAAGUUCGAGAGCGCAUCGUUGCCGCGGCGAGAGCUGCAAGACAGGGACCUGACUGCCCACCGGAACUUCGUCCGGAGUAUAAUCCCAGCCAACAUCCGCUCUGCGACCAUCUCAUCCAUUAUCACGAGCACCACAUCAGCCACAACGUGAAGGAAGACGAAGGCCGUACACUAUGGUUGGAUACACAAAGCCACGCCAGCAGCAGCGCGAGUUCUGCUGAUGACGACUAUUCCUGGCAAUGGCCCACCAGUUUUUGGUCGCAGUUCAAAGUAUUAUCGGAAAGGAAUUUUCAAGAAGCACGACCACGGAUGUUGUCGCGUUUGAAUUGGUUGCAGACGGUAGCUCUAGGAUUACUAGCCGGGCUUUUAUGGCUGGGACUCCCUAGAACUGAAGCAGCCCUUCACGAUAUUCAAGGGUGGAUGUUCUUCAGUACCACGUACUGGAUGCUUUUUGCACAUUUUGGAGCACUCUCUAGUUUUCCCCCGGAGCGCGAGGUGAUCAACAAGGAGCGCCUGUCAGGAUCCUAUCGGCUCUCGGCCUAUUACCUAGCGAAGAUGGUCGGCGAGCUGCCGUUGACGAUAACGCUGCCCGCAGUCUACCAUAUAAUUAGUUACCCGAUGUUGGGCUUCCACAAUCUGGCGGUCUUCGUCGCGUUGCUCGGGUAUUUGCUGCUCAACACCAUAGUCGCGCAGAGCGUUGGAUUUUUUGUGGGCGCUUGCUGCCUGGAUCUGCAGGUGAGCAUCACCGCGUCCGCGCUUUACACGCUGGCGACGCAACUCCUGGGUGGUUAUUUAGCGACGUCGGUCCCACCGUGGUUAGCAUGGGCCAGAUACGUCAGCAUGGUGCACUACGCCUAUCAGAACAUGCAGAUUCUAGAGUUUGACUACGGUGCACCUAUCACAUGCUCGCAGCCGAGUAAAUUCGCUGAAUGCAGAAACGGCACGACGAUACCCGUUGACGCGAUUCUGGAGAGUCAAGGCGGGGUCAGAGGCUCCAGUCUACCACUUUGGGCGAACACGGCGGUACUCCUGGCGUUUCUGAUCGUUUUCCGAACCCUGGGCUAUCUCGUCCUGCGUUAUUAUCGUGUACCAAAAUGAGCGUGUCGGGAGUAGCACGCAAGUAGCACGAAAAUUCUCCACGCGAAUCUUCAGUUUUAUGACUAUAGAAGUAUAUAUAUAGUUAUGUGCCACGUGUCUCGCUUUUAUCGGGAAAAUAAGGGCCGUACGUUUCUCUGCCCUCUUCCUCUCCCCUGGCAUUCUUUCGAUCUAUCGAACGUCUAUAAACUUUUUUUCUAUCUGCCUCGUAAACGCGUGGGAGUGGCGCGAAUCUGUUGUCACACGAAUGUGCUAACAUUGUCAUUUUUCCCAACGGGCACGUAUCGAGGAAACGCGCGACGUAAAACGCGAGACUGCAAA